Ruditapes philippinarum (Manila clam) is the source of this 796-nucleotide messenger RNA. RefSeq lists its product as uncharacterized. The record is from RefSeq and is a predicted model, not a curated record. Bases 16 to 576 code for a protein of 186 amino acids. The transcript has 3 exons. Lineage: Eukaryota; Metazoa; Mollusca; Bivalvia; Venerida; Veneridae.
GAAUUAUUAAGUAGAAUGUACUUCGCACGAUGUAUUUACAAUGUUCGUUUAAUUUUGCUAUUAUUUAUUUCAGCAACCUGUUCAAAACCUGCAUUGAAUACCAACUCCUACACAUUAACGGAAGAAAAAUCGUCUUACCAGGUCAACGAAACCUACGAAAUUUACUGCGUUCCUGGUUACGUCAGUUCCGGCGGAAGUGAUCUGAUUUGUGGUACUUCCGGUUCAUGGUCAAUACCUUCACCAGAAUGCACUCCUUCCGAGGGCACUUAUCCGUGGUGGAUGUUGUUGGUCGCUGUACUACUGGUAAUACUUUUGGUUUCAUGUAUUCUGCCGAGAUUUUUGCAGUGUUGCUUAUCAAAGGGUAAGAAGAAACAGGGAGGUGAGUCCAGGGACUUGGAGCAAAACAACGACAACUAUGACGAUUAUGAUGACGACGAUGACGAUGACAGAGGGGAUUCGCCCGUACCCAAUUUCGGAAAACACAAGAAAAUGACAAACAUUGAAUAUAUGUCCAAGCUUCACGAAGACGCAGAUCGAAAGACGCUUAAACGCGCGGCUAAAAAUUCAACAUUUUAACAGAACGCUUAAGAACGCUUGUUUAUACCAAAGAAAGUAUUCAUUUAGGAUUGUAGAGUACUUAGGGUGCUACAGUGAGAUGGCGAAUAUAUUCUCGAGAAAUCUUCGAAACCAUUCCUGAAAUUAUUGUCUGAAAAUUUCAGUUUAUUCCAAAUAGUGUCUUUUGUUGUUAGACAGUGCAUUUGUCAUCAGAUCACCACAGUUCAUUAAUUCUAUAAAA